AUGAUAAAGCCUAAGUCAUCACGUCAACAUCAAUGCAUCUUGGUCGUAACCGAUUACUUCUCUAAAUGGGCUAAAGCAAUUCCUUUAAAGGAGGUACGAGCAGACAAUGUUACAAACUUCAUAAGGAACCACAUCAUCUACCGUUAUGGGGUUCCAUCGAAGAUAAUAUCUGAUAAUGCAUUGUAUUUCAAGUGCAAGUCCAUGACCAAGUUGUGCGAGAAGUAUAAGUUUCGACACUCGUUCUCUACGAGUUAUAAUCCGUCGUCGAACAGUCAAGCUGAAGCUUUCAAUAAGACGGCCAUACGCAACUCAACAGGAUGUACACCGUACAAUUUGGUGUUUGGCUCCAAGGCUGUUCUACCGUUAGAAGUCCAAUUGCCAUCGAGGGUAGCUUUACAGCUAACAAACCCCAACGAAAACGCAAAUGUGAGACUGGCAGAACUGGAAGCUGUCGAUGAGAAAAGACUGGCAGCUCAACAAAGGCUCGAAAUAUAUCAAGCUUAG
Molecule: messenger RNA, 504 nt
Organism: Prunus persica (peach)
Lineage: Eukaryota; Viridiplantae; Streptophyta; Magnoliopsida; Rosales; Rosaceae
Exons: 2
Coding region: 1-504 (167 amino acids)
Biological process (GO): DNA integration
Molecular function (GO): nucleic acid binding
Source: RefSeq, a predicted model, not a curated record